CGGCGGAGGGGCGGAGAGGAGCUGGGGAACGGGAAGGGGAAGGGGGGGGAAGGACAGGGGCGGGGAGGGGACGAGCAGCAGCCGCCCCUCGCCUUCCCCCCGUCCCCCGCCCCGGCACAAGCCGCCGGGAGCCCGCGGAGCGCGGAGCGGAGCCCUGCGGGGAUGCGGGCAGCGGGGAUGCGGGCGGCGGGGAUGCGGGCGACGGGGAGCCGCGGUACCCGGCUCCGCGGCUGAGGAUCGGCUCCGCGCCGGGCGGAGCGCACCCCCCUUCUCUUUUCCAGCCCACCCUCCUCCGGAUCUGGGAUCUACCUGGGCUCCUUGGGAAUUAUUCUCUUUUUUUUUUUUUCCCGUUCCCUUCCUUUUUUCUUUUUUUUUUCUUUUUUUAUUCCCCUUUUUUGGCGCACGUGCAGAAACGCGGGGAUUUACUAACAUGAUCUUGGCAAACGCCGUUUGCAUCGUCCUCUUCAUAGAUGAGCUCCUCCAGUCACUGGCGGCUCCCCCGUCCCCGCCGGGGCAGGACCCCCAUGGCUGGCGGGUGCCCGUGGACUGUGUCCGGGCCAACGAGCUGUGUGCGGCAGAGCCGAGCUGCAGCUCCCGGUACCGCACGCUGCGGCAGUGCCUGGCCGGCCGCGACAGGAACACCAUGCUGGCCAACAAGGAAUGCCAGGCAGCCCUGGAGGUGCUGCAGGAGAGCCCCCUCUACGACUGCCGCUGCAAGAGAGGCAUGAAGAAGGAGCUUCAGUGCCUUCAGAUCUACUGGAGUAUACACCUCGGGCUGACUGAAGGAGAAGAGUUCUAUGAAGCUUCCCCCUACGAGCCGGUCACCUCUCGUCUCUCUGAUAUAUUCAGACUUGCUUCAAUUUUCUCAGGAAUGGACCCUGCCGCCAACUCCAAAAGCAACCACUGCCUUGAUGCGGCCAAAGCCUGCAACCUGAACGACAACUGCAAGCGCCUGCGCUCAGGCUACAUCUCCACGUGCAGCAGGGAGAUCUCGGCCAGUGAGCACUGCAGCCGCAGGAAGUGCCACAAGGCGCUGCGGCAGUUCUUCGAUCGCGUGCCCAGCGAGUACACCUAUCGCCUGCUCUUCUGCUCCUGCAAGGACCAGGCGUGUGCUGAGCGCCGGCGCCAAACCAUCGUCCCCUCCUGCUCCUACGAGGACAAGGAGAAGCCCAACUGCCUGGAUCUGCGCAGCACGUGCCGCACGGAUCACCUCUGCCGGUCCCGUUUGGCUGAUUUCCACACCAACUGCCAAGCCUCCUUCCAGACCCUCACGAGCUGCCCUGGGGACAACUACCAGGCUUGCCUGGGCUCCUAUGCAGGGCUCAUCGGCUUUGACAUGACGCCCAACUACGUUGAUGCCAGCACCACCAGCAUCACCAUCUCACCCUGGUGCUCCUGCAAAGGCAGCGGCAACAUGGAGGAAGAGUGUGAGAAGUUCCUGCGAGACUUCACGGAAAACCCAUGUCUCCGAAAUGCCAUUCAAGCCUUUGGCAACGGCACUGAUGUGAACCUCUCCCCCAAGAAUCCCUUGCCCCCCAUCACCCUGCCACCGAAGACGGAGAAGAGCCCUGCGUUGCCAGAUGACAUCAAUGACAGCAACACUAUGUAUGACACAAGCAUCAUCACCACCUGCACCUCUGUCCAGGAGCACGGACUGAAGCUAAAUAAGUCCAAAGAGCAGAGCCUGUGCUACUCAGAGACCCAGCUCACCACGGAUAUCAUGCCAGACCAGAAGACCUUUGUGGACCAGAAGGCAGGCGGCAGCCGACACCGGGCAGGCCGGAUCCUGCCCAUCGUGCCCAUCCUUCUGCUGCUGCUGGUGUUAUAGAGGGCGAGGAUGGCAGCGGCCGGCGGGAUGGGGACGCUCGCACCAGCGCGCUCAAGCGUGCCCCGGCACGCUGGCCCUCACCUUGGUUCCUGCUGCGGCGAUGGGAAGGGGAGGAUUUGCCUCAUGUGGAGACGGGAACGCUCCCAAGCGCCGGUGAUGCUGACCCCGGGUGCCAGGAGGAUCCUCACCGUGUUGGGGAACUUUGGUGGUUUUCUUCCUAUUUUCAUUUUUCCCUUUUUUGGGGGGGUCUUUUAUGGUGCGUUGGGUUUCUUUUCUACAGCAGCUCAUGGUGAAACCCCUCUAUGUGCCCUGCCACAGGGGAUCCAGGGCUAUGAGCAGCACUGGGGAGGGAAAAUAAGUGUCGAGCAGAGCACUGGCAAAGGUUAUUUACAGCACCCAUCAGCCUGGGUACACAAGGGUGGCUGCAGGGAUGGUGAAGUUCCCACAUCAGAGCAUCCUACAGGAUGGAUGUGCCAUUGGGAGACUUUUCCACAUCUUCCAAGGGGACUUGCUCAAGCUCUUGACAUUGUUAUUGGGAUUUUGCUGUUUUUUUUCCCUUUCCUGUGGUCAAUAAGGGUUUUCAAGUGGAAGAGAAAAGAAACUACUGUUCAAACGGUGUGAGCUUGUCCUGACGUUUCAAUCUGUCACUUCGAGGGGGAGACUGUCCUUUAUUACUUUUCCCUUUUUUAUUAAUCUCCAUCUGGUCAAAUCUAGUUUGGGAUGGGACCCAACCCAUCCGUGGCUGGAAACCUCUAGAUGUUCCUCUCCCUUUUCUUUCUUUUCUAUAUACAUAUAUAGUGUAUGUAUAUACCCUUCACCUAUACCUACAUAUAUGUAUGUAUAUACAUAACCAUAUUCAUCUACAGUGUGGCUUUUUACAUUUCCUUUUCUCCUUUCUUUUUAAAAGAAAAUUGCUCAAAUGACAGCAACAACUUUAAAAAAUGUAUUAUUGUAAAAUUUAUUUUUUUUAAUGAUGUCUAUAAUGGAAAAAAAACAAAACAAAACAAAAACAAUUCCAAUAAACCAAGAACAACCAACCCAGGACAGAAGCAGCACCGAGCUCCAUCCAGCAUCCAUGUGUGUCCGGCCCAGCAGCCCAAGCCUGGAGGGGGAAAAGGGGCCCUUCAGGCUCUGAAACACAGGGAUUUGGGUCAACCUGAAUAUUUUGCAAUGCUGCAAACAAUUCCCUGCCUGUUUUGCUCCAGGAGACAAACAAACAAGCAACGUUUCAAAGGAGCUGCCACGUUCCCGUGUGGCAGGCUUGGUUUUUUAUGUGCAAUAACUUUGGUUUUGAAAAUACCAUCCCUUUUCCUUCAUGUCUUUUUCUUCCCCAUGCAACCUGACAAGUGCUUGAAACCAAACCGAGACAUUGGGAUUUAGGUCAGACAAAUCACCAAGUUUCUCAAUUUUGAUUGUUCUUCCACUUAUUGCUCAUGGGAGGGAACAGAAAUGUUAACCCCCAUCCAGUUCUGCUUAUGGAAAAGGGGAUGCCAGGGGGUUUUGGGGAGCUGGGGAUGCUGAAAUCGGGGCUGAAGGCCCCAGCUGGGUGCUGGUGGAUGGGAGAAGGAUGGAUGAACAUUCCCUUUUGCAGCACGGAAAAAAGAAACCUUGGUUGAUGUGGAAGUUGGCACAGGGAAAAUAAACAUGUCACGUCUCUCGCAGGAGCCGCGUUGCAAACCAAGGCUGCUCUUUCCCACGUUCCCUCUAACAGCCAGGAAAAUGACAGCUCUGGAAUAGCGAGCUCCAUGUGCUGAGUGGUUUGGCACCGACAGAAACGUGCAGGCAUGGAGGGUGGUGUUCGAGAGGCUUUCCAGCCAACUUUAGGGGUCCUUUAUAUGUGGAGUGAGCUGAAAUCACUGACCUGGGUGCUCCUAACCAUCCUUCAGCCAAGGGUUUCAAGUUUUAGCAGAGGUGCAUGGAGCCCCUGAGCACCGGGAUCAUGUUUCUUUAGGAAAGGGUUGUAAAAUACAGUUGUUCCUGGUGGUGGUUUGAUUUUCUUCUUCCCUGGGAAGGCUAGAAACACUCGAGGCUUUUCUGAUGGGAUAUUACCAGCUUUGCUAGGGAAGAUUAUGGAGAAACAUCUCCAUCCAGUAGCUGACGCCACAUCUGCUGCCUGCUGGGUGCCUGCACCCCAUUCACAGGUGUGCACUCCACUCCCUGGAGCUCCUUAGGUCUUCCAGCAUCAGCAGAAAGCAAAGAGCUUUGGGCGAGCUUGUGUUAGGAGUUGCCUUCUUGCUCUUGCGGGUGUUUUGGAAGUGUUGUGCCUUCCUCCAGCACUCAUGGCUGUGCCUGACACUGCUGGUUGCAGCAGGGAUGGGGAGCUGAGUGCCUGGAGCACCCUAGAUCCCAGCUGAACCCCCCAGCUGGGUCCUAGGUACAGAGACUCUGCUGGAGCUGCUGAAUAUUCAUCUAUUUAGGAUGAAGGCAUUAGGAAGUUGCCUUCCUCCAGGUGCCUCAUACCUCGAGCUGCAGGAAGCAAAGCUCUUCAAGGCAGAAGUGCUGACCCUGAGGCUGGGAACACCGUGUCUGAGAUGCAAAAUCCUGGUGAGUUAUCAUCUCAAAGCCUUGCUAAGUCUUUCUCUCUAAACACAAAGCCUUUCCUGGAAGGAGGGCAAGGGGACAAGACACUCUCUGCCUGUGAAGUGGUGGAAGUAGGUGGUGGGAAAUCAUUGUGGAGUAUGCAGCGGAGCUAAUGCAGUGUGCUAAACCACUGGCUCUCCUGCUGGCAGAGCCUACGUGACGUACAUGAGGAUUUCAUUUGCAUGGUGGUGUUUUGGGAACAAUCCCUUCCAAGGAGCGGCACGAAUGGAGCUGUGUGGGUUUGGGGGUCUCCAGUCCCUCUCAGCUGAAGCCAAGCCUCAUCUUAUCUGGAUUUAGAGAGAUGCCAUGUGCCAGAGGGAUGUUGGGAGAGCUUGUGCAGGUUCUUUGGGCAGCAUUGCAUCCGCAGCAUGGACAGUCCUGCUCCAAACUGCUCCAGCCCUUGUGCAUGCCGACUGGGCCCUGUGUGCUGGCCACAGCAGGGAUGCUUUGGUGGUUUUUGGUUCACUGCAACAUCAGCAUGACCAGAGGAACAGAAACCAGCCUCAAAUUCCACCCAUGGGUAUGGCCCUGAGAAGCUUAAUGGACUUGGGGUGACUUCCCGAUGUCCCAGUGUGGGGUGCAGCAGCUCCAGGACUUGCACCUCCUCAAGGGCUGUAAAGAACAUGGGACCACUUGGAUUUUGGUCCAAAGGACAGUGGCAUGGAAAGACUUUUCCAAUGUGAGAAGUGAUUAAAAAUAGGUGGAAUUGC
Strigops habroptila (Kakapo) is the source of this 5118-nucleotide messenger RNA. RefSeq names its product GDNF family receptor alpha 2 (gene GFRA2). Gene Ontology annotation, molecular function: signaling receptor activity. NCBI's taxonomy places the organism in Eukaryota, Metazoa, Chordata, Aves, Psittaciformes, Psittacidae. The transcript has 9 exons. Gene Ontology annotation, biological process: nervous system development. The coding region runs from base 431 to 1828 and encodes 465 amino acids. The record is from RefSeq and is a predicted model, not a curated record. Gene Ontology annotation, cellular component: external side of plasma membrane; signaling receptor complex.